AUGUCUGUCAAAUCCAGGAAAAGAAAUUAAAAAAAGAAAAUCAGUGGAGUGAACAAGCCAAAGGAUUCAGAGCCUACUGUCGAAAUGGGAGUGUUGACCAGAGGAAAUGUGUUGGAACACAGGGGUGAUCCAUGCCCUGAGAUUCAGGACAUUCCACCACUGAAGAAGAAAAGGAAAAAGAAAGCACAGACUAUUGAUCUGGAGAGUGAGCAGAGGGGAGCUGUAAAUGAAGCUGCAGAAAAGGUUUACACAGAUGGAGAGAACAUCAAUAGGAAAUCCAAAAGGAAGAGAAAGUCUAGGAUUACAGAUAAUAAGAAGACCAAUGAUGUGGGAAACCAGAAGAAGGAUGACAAUGUUAUUACUGCACACACUUCUGUUGUUCAUCGCUCCCUGUUCUCUGCACCGAGUUCUAGUCAACCUCUCAGCAAAGUGUUUGUAGAGAGAAACCGCCAAUUUAAAGCAACAGAAGGAUUGGACCUCAGUCAUGAGGAGUUGGAGGAGUUUAUGGAAGUAAGAUCUGUGUGGAACACACGGGACGUUGCCAUGAGAGUUCACUGUGGGAGCAGGAUCAUCGGCCUCUUCUGUCAUGGUUUCCUGGCAGGCUACGCUGUGUGGAAUAUUAUUGUUGUUUACGUGCUAGCUGGGGAGCAACUGAAAACACUUUCGAACCUGCUGCAGCACUACCAUAGUUUAGCCUAUCCAACUCAGUCUCUACUCUACUUUCUGCUUGCUGUUUGCACUGUUUCUGCAUUUGACAGGGUGAAUCUGGCCAAGUCCUCUAUGGCCCUGAGAGGGUUCCUUACACUGGAUCCAGUAGCCCUUGCUUCUUUCUUUUACUUUUUAGCUCUUAUUUUAUCUCUGAGUCAGCAGAUGACCAGCGACCGGAUCAACCUGUACCCCAAAGCCAAUGCAACUCUAUGGCCUCCAGGUUCAGAGCACCAGUUUUUACAGCCUUGGAUUGUGGUGAAUCUGGUUAUAGCUUUACUUGUUGGACUGGCUUGGGUUUUCAUCUCCACCAGACCAGAUAUGGACUAUACAGAAGAGUACUUAAUGGCAAUGGAACUAGAGGAGUAUCCACAGCAUGAGGAGAAAUGUGAAAUCCCAUCCUAAAACAUAACAUCACUAAUGGAAUUAGUUAAAUGGAAGAUGGUUUGUUAGAUGAUAAAUGAGAAUGUUAG
Messenger RNA from Trichomycterus rosablanca, 1178 nucleotides. It is a transcript of the gene tmem237a, whose product is annotated as transmembrane protein 237a. The transcript has 10 exons. Gene Ontology annotation, biological process: cilium assembly. Gene Ontology annotation, cellular component: ciliary transition zone. Lineage: Eukaryota; Metazoa; Chordata; Actinopteri; Siluriformes; Trichomycteridae. The record is from RefSeq and is a predicted model, not a curated record.